Molecule: messenger RNA, 1076 nt
Organism: Scheffersomyces amazonensis
Lineage: Eukaryota; Fungi; Ascomycota; Pichiomycetes; Serinales; Debaryomycetaceae
Gene: CAP4
Product: Cap4p
Exons: 1
Coding region: 113-952 (279 amino acids)
Biological process (GO): regulation of DNA-templated transcription
Cellular component (GO): RNA polymerase II transcription regulator complex
Molecular function (GO): transcription cis-regulatory region binding; DNA-binding transcription activator activity, RNA polymerase II-specific
Source: RefSeq, a predicted model, not a curated record
CCUUAGUAUUAUGUAAUUCAAUCGGCUUUAAUCUGUACUUGUUUACAUAAUAUAAGUCUAUUUGUCCUUGCAAAAAAAUUUUGCAUUCAAUUAUUAACUAUAAAUUUAUAAUAUGAAUUCCAACUUUAAUUCAUGGUCUAAUUCGGAUAAGGUGGUAGAAGACUCAAAAUUUGAUCCAUCUUUUACUAGACAUCCAGAUGAAUCUAAUGAAGAUGGUUUUCAUUCUGUAGUUGAUGAAGUUACUGCUGCGGCAGCGGCCGCAGCUCAUGCCCAUGCUCAAGCUCAAGUUCAGGCUCAGGUUCAGGCUCAACAGGUUCAUCAUAAUCUUCCACAUAACCAUGGUCAAUCUCAUUCUCAUCAGAAUGAUUCUAUUAGUCAAGAAGAACAAGUACGUGCGGCUCAUGAAGCAGUGACAGCUGCUACAGCAGCUGCUAGAUUAGAAUCCGCUUAUACAUUAUCGACUGAUAGUCCUGGAUCUAAUGAUGGUACUAAUGGUGGAUCCACCACUGGAAGUAAUACUCCAGAUAAAUCAUCAACAAUAACAACUACUGGGAAAUCCGAUAAAUAUACAAGAGUAGUCUCUGGAACUAAAAGAGCAGCUCAAAAUAGAAGUGCACAAAGAGCAUUUAGACAAAGAAAAGAUAAAUAUAUAAGAGAUUUGGAAUUAAAGGCUUCAGAAGUUGAUCAAUUGCGUCAAACCAUUGAUGAAUUAAGAUCAGAAAAUUUACAAUUAAGAGAUUAUACUUUGGCAUUACAAAGUAGAUUAAUUGAGACCGGACAAGCAUUAGGAAAUUCUAGUACUCUUAAAUUCGGAAAUAAUAGUGUUAAUACUAAUAGUGCCAAUGGUAGCAAUAAUAGCAGUGCUAAUAAUACCAAUGCAGGUAAUGACUCUAGUAAUCCGACAGGGUUAUCAACCGGAGUUUUCACUAAGGGAUACACCAGCGAAAAAUAAUGAAUAAUGAAAAAUUAAAGGUUUAUAGAAGAAACAAUAUAUUCCAGUUUGUAUUUAUAAGUAUAUUAAUGAAUUAAUGUAGAUUAGCAAUUCUGUUCACAUAGUUGCGAAUUAUGCGUGGACA